GGGGAAGAGGGCUGUCCUCAUAGCCUGAGGCUGUGGGCAGCUGGCCAAGCUUUCUGCUAUAAAAGCAGCCGGCACUUAGCUUCACAUAUCCUUUGCCAGCUCCGUCUCAGGGAUAUCGUGUGAGGAAAUCUCCAGCUACCAUGCUGACUGAACUAGAAAAGUCCUUCAGCAACUUGGUUGAUGUCUACCACAAGUAUUCCGAAGCGAAAGGGAACCACCAUGCCCUGUACAGGGAUGACCUGGACAAACUGCUCACCACUGAGUGUCCUCAGUACCUGAAGAAUAAGGAUGCCAAAAGCAUUUUCGAAAGGUUGGAUAUCAACGAGGACAAGGCGAUUAACUUCGAGGAGUUCAUUGUGCUGGUGAUAAAGAUGGGCUUGGAAGUCCACAGAGCAGGCCACAAGGAGUAGAGGAGCUCCUGGCCUGGGGCUGGGCCCCUGGACAUGUCUACAGAAUAAUAAAGUUGGCAUACCUCA
Acomys russatus (golden spiny mouse) is the source of this 476-nucleotide messenger RNA. Its product is annotated as protein S100-A8-like. The record is from RefSeq and is a predicted model, not a curated record. Gene Ontology annotation, molecular function: calcium ion binding. Gene Ontology annotation, biological process: neutrophil aggregation; response to lipopolysaccharide; leukocyte migration involved in inflammatory response. Bases 141 to 410 code for a protein of 89 amino acids. Gene Ontology annotation, cellular component: cytoplasm. The transcript is spliced from 3 exons. NCBI's taxonomy places the organism in Eukaryota, Metazoa, Chordata, Mammalia, Rodentia, Muridae.